CAAACAUUAUUAGAGGUCUUUCAUUUGGAGACUUUUAACUCAUUCAUCGAGUGCCUCUGUUGCAUGAGGCACCAUCCCAGGCACUCAGAAUGCAAACCUGUGCCCAACAGAGGGGUCUAUUUCCAGCCGGGUGACCUGAGUGUCAUGAUUUACUGGGUGGACUCCUGUCAUAGCUACCUGGGGUCAGCAAAGAAAAGCGAACAGAGUAUCUGUCAGGCAAGAGCUGCUGUGAUGGUUUAUGAUGAUGCCAACAAGAAGUGGGUGCCAGCUGGUGGCUCAACUGGGUUCAGCAGAGUUCAUAUAUAUCACCAUACAGGCAACAACACCUUCCGAGUGGUGGGCAGGAAGAUUCAGGACCAUCAGGUGGUGAUAAAUUGCGCCAUCCCUAAGGGGUUGAAGUACAAUCAGGCUACACAGACCUUCCACCAGUGGCGAGAUGCCAGACAGGUGUAUGGCCUCAACUUUGGCAGCAAGGAGGAUGCCAAUGUCUUCGCAAGUGCCAUGAUGCAUGCCUUAGAGGUGUUGAAUUCACAGGAAACAGCCCAGAGCAAGGUUGCUGCUACCCAGGACAGCACUAAUUUGCGAUGUAUUUUCUGUGGGCCAACAUUGCCUAGACAAAAUUCUCAACUGCCUGCCCAAGUUCAAAAUGGCCCAUCACAAGAAGAAUUGGAAAUUCAAAGAAGGCAGCUGCAAGAGCAACAACGACAAAAGGAGCUGGAGCGCGAGCGUGUGGAGCGCGAGCGGGUGGAGCGGGUGGAGCGUGAGCGCCUGGAGCAGGAGCAGCUGGAGCGUGAGCGCGAGCGGGAGCAGCGUGAGCGUGAGCGGCAGGACCGGCUGGAGCGAGAGCGCCUGGAGCGGCUGGACCGAGAGCGGGAGCAGCGUGAGAGGCAGGAGCAACGGGAGCGAGAGCAGCGCGAGAGGCAGGAGCAGCUUGAGCGCGAGCAGCUGGAAUGGGAGCGGGAGCGUGAGCGCAGGCUGUCAGCCGCUGCACCGUCCGACAGCUCCCCGUAUAGCGCGCCACUUCCUGAGUAUGCCAGUUGCCAGCCUCCUUCGGCACCUCCUCCAUCCUAUGCUAAAGUCAUCUCAGCUCCAGUGUCAGAGGCCACUCCUGACUAUGCUGUAGUGACCGCUUUGCCACCUACUUCCACACCCCCUACACCACCACUGCGACACUCAGCGACACGUUUUGCAGCAUCUGUAGGUUCAGCCUUCCACCCUGUUCUUCCCCAUUAUGCUACAGUUCCUCGUCCUCUGAACAAAAACUCUCGGCCUUCUUCUCCUGUGAACACACCCUCUUCUCAGCCUCCAGCUACGAAGCCCUGUGCCUGGUCUACUUCCACUGUUUCGCCCCUCCCUCCAUCUCCUCCAGUAAUGAUUAGCAGCCCCCCAGGCAAAGCGACUGGUCCGAGGCCUGUCCUCCCUGUUUGUGUUUCUUCUCCUGUGCCCCCAAUGCCUCCAUCACCAACAGCACCCAAUGGGCCGCUUGACUCUGUCACAUGUCCAGUGUCUCCACCGCCUACCUCAGGGCCAGCAGUGCCGCCGCCGCCGCCUCCACUGCCUUCCCUCGCACCGCGCUCACACUGUGGAUCUCAAGCCUCUCCUCCUCCAAGCACCCCUAUUGCCUCAACUCCCUCAUCCAAGCCUAGUGUUCUCCCUUCUCCCUCUGCAGCUGCCCCUGCCUCUGCGGAGACUCCUCUAAACUCUGUGCUGGGGGACUCCUCUGCUUCUGAGCCAGGCUUGCAGGCAGCCUCUCAGCCGGCCGAGACUCCAGCCCAACAGGGCAUUGUCUUGGGACCACCUGCACCUCCACCUCCCCCUCCGCUCCCCCCAGGUCCUGCUCUGGCUCCAGCAGCGCUGCCCCCCCACCCAGGGCCUCCACCACCCCCUCCGCUCCCUGCUUCAGGACCUCCACCACCACCCCCUCCACCCCCUCUUCCUAAUCAAGCCCCCCCACCUCCCCCUCCGCCUCCCGCUCCCCCCCUCCCUGCAUCUGGAUUUUUUGCGGCAUCCGCGUCCGAAGACAAUCGCCCUUUGACUGGACUUGCGGCUGCCAUCGCCGGAGCGAAACUGAGGAAAGUGUCCCGGAUGGAGGAUGCCUCUUUCCCAGGCGGAGGUGUGAACCCAGCCUCAUCUAAGUCAGACACAGGUCGUGGGAAUGGACCCCUUCCUUUAGGAGGCAGUGGAUUAAUGGAAGAAAUGAGUGCCCUGCUGGCCAGGAGGAGAAGAAUUGCUGAAAAGGGAUCAACAAUAGAAACAGAACAAAAAGAGGACAAAAACGAAGAUUCAGAGCCCAUAAUUUCUAAGGCCUCAUCGACAAGUACACCCGAACCAACAAGAAAACCUUGGGAAAGAACAAAUACAAUGAAUGGCAGCAAGUCACCUGUUAUCUCCAGACGGGAUUCUCCAAGGAAAAAUCAGAUUGUUUUUGACAACAGGUCCUAUGAUUCAUUACACAGACCAAAAUCUGCACCUUCAUCACAACCCAGUGCCAAUGGCGUCCAGACGGAGGGGCUGGACUAUGAGCGCCUGAAGCAGGACAUUUUAGAUGAAAUGAGAAAAGAAUUAACAAAGCUAAAAGAAGAGCUCAUUGAUGCGAUCAGGCAAGAACUGAGCAAGUCCAAUUCUGCGUAGAGAAACAAACCAAGGAGAAAUAGGACUUUAGUCUGGAGAAAGAAGAAAGACCCCUGUGAACAACAGCCAUUAACAACAAACCCCUACAUUUUGUGAGCUGUGAGAAGAAAGUGGAGACAAAUAGUUGGAAGGAGGAAAACCAACAUACUUGCAAGCCUUCAGACGCUAUUACUCUGGCGAUAAGCUAUUUCCCUCCCAGUUUGCUGCUUUUUUCUGACCUUUUCAACAGGAUGGAAGAGUUGGAUGAGAGUUCCUAUUUAACAAUUAAUGCAGAAAAUACUAAACCCAUCAGGCAAGAUCGCCGUGCUUUGAAAUAUUUUCAUGUCAAGACAAAACCGCACGUUUUUCACAAUCCAUUGCUAAAAUAAAGAGGAGAAAGGCUUAAGAAGUUUGUUUUCAGAGAGUGCUGAUGAAGAAUUUAGCAAGUUACACUAUUGUAAAUGUUUCUCUCAGGUUUGUCUUCCUAUCACAUUUGAUAUUCCGUGAGUAAUGGAGAUCAGCCCUGUGUAGGUUAAGAUCAUAAAAUGUGGAACAAAUGGAAUUGUAUGUGCUUUCAAAGGGUGAUAUUUAUAAGAAAGUGUCCUAAAAAUGAGUUGUCUGGCUUGAGGAAUUUUAGAAUGAUAGGAAGUCUCUCGAGUUAGCCUUCAUGCAAUUUUGUAGAUUAAAACGUAAAAUUCAUCCAGAAUUUAAAGAUUUAGAUGCCUUCCUAAAUUGUUAAAAUGCUUUACCAAAUCUAUGACUCCUACAUAACACACACCAGUGGUCAAAUGUAAAACAAUAUAUUGUAGACUUAUUGUAGGUUUUCAACCUUUUUUAGAUUUAUGCAUGUGGACAUUUUUAUAAUGUAAUUACAACCACCACAAAAUUAGCUUUUUUAAUUGCAGACAGUAAUGCAUGUCACACUAAUACGUAGUGGCCUUUUCAAGGCCUGGUCCCAGGGAAAACAUUUUGUAGAAUAUAGGGGGUGGGAGGAAGGGAAGGAAUAAUUUUUCUUUUAAAGUUAAUUUCUGCACUGUCUUUUUUUCUCAAUUACCUGCAUGAAUAAUAAUGAGGAAUAUUUUGUGACUUUAAUUGGUAAAUAUGUUAGCAGAACCAAGUACUCAAUCUUUUACAUCAUGUCUUCAGCUGUUCGUAUUUUAACUUCAGUAAUUUCAGUGGUCUGAAACAUGAUUCUGAGCUUCACAUGGAUUACAUUGUACUGUGGAACUCGAAAAUUUGAUCCCUGAAUUUGGCAGUUAUUACUACCUAGGUGCCCUGCAGUUGGACAGGUGUUCAGGUACGUGUUCCUGACCAGGAAGCUGCUUUUGAAUUUUGUUACAUGGAAACACAUGAAGUAGUGAUGUCAGCAGCAACUGAAGUCACAGACAUCACGUGGCAGAGGGGACCAGCGAGGGGCUCUGCUUGGUUUUCUUGUCAUGAUGGAGCAAGACUCAGGUGGUGGGAAGAAGGAACUAGAUCCUCCACUCACCCCCACAUGGGUCUGGGUGUGUGUGCGUGUUGUGUACACACAUGCAGUGUGUAAUCCACGCCCCACCCCACCCCGGAAACUUGUGAAGAUUAAAACAGGGAAGAAAAUCUGUAUGUUGCAAGGAUAGUUUUUUUUUGUUUUUUUUUUUAAUUUAGGACAUUAAAAAUUCUCCAGGCUCUCCAUCUUGAUUUCUGCUUGGUAUGUGCCAUAUUUACUUUGAAAUCUUUGAUUAUCUGAAGUUUUACUAAAAUUUUGAAGAAGUAAUCCAUUUUCAUCUGCUUUCUAGAUUUUGUAACCUCAGUUGGUCAGACAGCUUGUUGAUUGCAGUUUAUCAUUCAAAAAGAUUUGAGUGAGGGAAUUGUUUUCCUUGUUAAAAUAGUUCCUGUUUCUGUAGAGACUUCAGUUUUAGAAUUAAUCUGUGAUGGAUGAGCGAUCAUAAUUCAAGUCUACAGUUCUGUUUUCUAUCAACUGUUCAUUGUUAGGAGUAGGAAAGGCAUUCAAGCGGCAGCAAGCCUCUAAAGUAGCGUCUUCUAAAAGAAAUAGGAGGCACUUUUGAUCUUUAUUAUUGUACUUUUGGUUAUGCAAACACUUUGAUGGUAUAAGUGUUUUAAGUCCCCUAUAAAUCUGGUGAGAAAUCACUUGAUUUUGUCGGUGAAGUUAGUCUCUAGUAGGAUAGAAUGCUGGGUACAAGUGGUCCAAAGUCAGAUAAAAGACUACAGCAAAACACUAGAUCUUCAAAAGGAACUGGUUUAUGCACUAAAUGUCUCGUGCCUUGGUCUGAUCCUCACGGGAUGUCUGUGUAACAGGACAGAACCAGUGCUGGGUCACAUCGUGUUCCAUCAGUUUGCGUUUUCCCAGAUUGCUAACUGUUCUUCCAAGAAGUUUGAUUCAGUCACUGUACACAUUUACUGUCCUAUGUGACAGUUUUGUCAUUGUUAGAGAUUUCAGUAAUUAAAAUGGGAAGCAGAAGCUUCAGUUACUCUCCUUUAUGGAAGUGAUGUUCCUUGGAACCCAUCAUGACGAUGGUGUUCCUGCUCUUGUAUGCUGGGUGUCUGAAGCUGAGUGCAGUUCAGGGGGUCCUUUCUGGUUACAGGAAGGCACUUCUUUCCUCAACACUGUGAUCUGACCCGUGACAAAUCUGUCCUAUACGCUAUGUAAAUGGCCAACAGUCCAUUGCAAACCCACUGAAUGUACAAAUCUUAAUGCCGGUGCUGAAAUCUCUCCAGAAUAGUCAUCAUGGUUUCACAGUUGGUUCAAAAUUUGCAAGCAUCACGUGUCAAUCAGAACUGAAGAUGAAACACUAAUGAAUGUUGGAUUCCCAUGCUUUAGGUGUGCUUCCUUUUUAGAUUUUUCGGUUCUCUUGCUAUUUUUACCAUACUGUUUCAUUUAAAUUUCCUACACGCUAACUUCGUUUGUGUGAUUGAAAAUAAACUUGCAGUAUAUACA
This is a messenger RNA of Canis lupus familiaris (dog), 5545 nucleotides long. RefSeq names its product ENAH actin regulator (gene ENAH). Lineage: Eukaryota; Metazoa; Chordata; Mammalia; Carnivora; Canidae. The coding region runs from base 64 to 2631 and encodes 855 amino acids. Gene Ontology annotation, biological process: actin polymerization or depolymerization; actin polymerization-dependent cell motility; axon guidance. Gene Ontology annotation, molecular function: SH3 domain binding; profilin binding. The record is from RefSeq and is a predicted model, not a curated record. The transcript has 16 exons.